This is a messenger RNA of Penaeus chinensis, 2438 nucleotides long. Its product is annotated as mini-chromosome maintenance complex-binding protein-like. Bases 75 to 1970 code for a protein of 631 amino acids. NCBI's taxonomy places the organism in Eukaryota, Metazoa, Arthropoda, Malacostraca, Decapoda, Penaeidae. Gene Ontology annotation, molecular function: chromatin binding. The record is from RefSeq and is a predicted model, not a curated record. The transcript is spliced from 13 exons. Gene Ontology annotation, biological process: DNA-templated DNA replication.
AAUCUGCGACGUAAACAAAGCCACGUGUUUUGCGCCGCUUCUCGCCACUGGGAACGAGUUUCCGGGAUUCUAAGAUGCCAGGCCUUGAUGAUUGGAUUCUUACGCCUUAUAGGCUUCUUGACAGAAUAUUCGAUGAGUGUGGGCCAAGUGGAUCCUGGAAGGAAAGGGCACGUGAAUUUUUCACUCAGGAAAUCGAUAAUCCGUCGGUGCUGAAAAGGAUUCCUUGGCUGAAUGAAACUCCACUCCACCACCUGAGACCAAACCAGGUAGUCCGCUACAGGGGCAUGGUGCAGGACAUGUACGACAAUGAGUUCUUCUUAGACACCUACGAAGUACGCGAUAAGACAGGGACCUUAAAGGUGCGACCUGGGCGUUACAAGGACAUCGCUGAAUGUGGGCCUGAUGAAGAGUUAGUCAGGGAUUCAGAUAACUGCCAGACAGGAGAUCGUCUCACCUACUACUGUAUACCAACACCAGGGGAGAAUUCUUGGGUCAAGGAGGUUUAUAGUGAGAUGAACCCAUGUUUGAGUGAAGCAAGCACAUCCAGUUCAUGUGGAAGGACCAAGCGAAGUGUUUGUGAAGAGGCAGAAGAUGAGCAGGAAGAUACCAGCAUAGGGGGAGGCGCAAGGCAACAGACUGCAGAAGGAACAAGUAUGGAGACUGCAGAACCUGGAGAGAACAAACGAUUCAGGACAGAUAUUGGAAAUGCAUCAGCUAAUGGAGCUGGAACAAGCAGUGGCACUCCUGCAUCUACAAGUAAUGGAACCCCUGACCUCAAUUUCCCCAUACCAGGCAUGAAAGGAACUCCAUGUUUAGUGAAGCUUUAUGAUGAUGUCAGCUUUUCCCUGAAUGAUGUCAUUGAGAUUGUAGGAAUCUUGUCAGUAGACCCUUCACUAGCAAGGAAGAAGGAUGACAAUGACAAUAAUGAGAUGGAGUUUAUGGAUGUGGAAGAAGAUGCUGCUAGAUGCCCACCUCCAUCUCUUGUUCCUAGGCUACAUGUUUUGACUGCUCGCAAGAUGGCCCACACAAACCCACUCCUUCCAGCCCAAGUUACGGAGAGUGACAACACCAAUGCUACAAUAGUAGAAGAUAUGAGGGAAACAAGAGAAGUUUUGCGGAAAAUACUUGAAGAGGCUUUCUUAGGAGAUGCCCUUGCUGCUGAAAUGAUGGUGUGCCACCUGGUUUCAUCUGUAUACUUAAGACAGGAUGUUAUUGCAUUAGGGAAGUACAGCGUUAAUGUGUCGGGUAUAAGCAAAAGUCUCCAAGAGCAGAAGUACACAAGCAAGCUGUACCAGUUACUUAGCUUGUUUGUUACUCAGUCGCAUUUCUUCCCAAUGACCUUAAACAACAUGAAUAAGGUUAAAUUUAUACCAAAGAAGGACUACCAGUCAAAUCGUCUCAUCAGUGGCCUACUACAGCUGAGUCAACACACACACCUGGUUCUGGAUGAGACAGCCCUGACAGCUGGGCAGUUGGAUACCCAAGGAGUGCAGAACUUGACAGCUCUGGGCAAUGCCAUUAACUGGCAGAAGGUUGAUUAUGACUUCCAGUAUCACCAGCUGGAGCAGUUUACCAAUAUUCCAGUCCUCAUAUUCUCAGAGGGAAGAGCAAUGAUCAAUAGUGAUGCAGAGAUUAGAUUACAGCCAAGUAAAGAAGUCUCUGCAGCUUUUAAUUGCAUCGAAGCACAGUUGACACCAGACAUUCUGAGGAGGAUUCGGUCAUAUCUAACAGUUGCCAGACUUACCAAUUAUGAUCUCUCAGAAGAUAUGCAGAAGAUGGUGCAGGAUGAUUUUGUUGACAGCCGGAAGAAUGACAAUGGUAUUUCUGCAGAGGACCUCCACAACCUACUUAUACUGGCAAGACUUGUUGCUGUAAGCUGUGGAGAAAACCAUCUCACUGCUGAUGUGUGGAAAUGUACAAAGAUUCUUGAGAACGAACGUAAAUUACGUGUUCGCACACCAACGCAGUGAAAUAUAAUUUCUAGUUUAAAUGUAUAGUAAGCUUAAAACAAGUAUAUUUUGAUAUUUGAUAUAGUUUUUAAUGAAUAUUUACAUUAUUAUGAAAAUUAUUAUGAUUCAACAAGUAUGAUACCUGUAAACUGUUUAUCUGUUCAUGAAAAGAGGGUAAAUAUUAACUCAUAUAUUAUAUAAACAGUAAGGAUGAAGUUUUUCCCUACCCUACUCAUGCAGGUGAUACAGUAUUUAAUGAGCAAUUUGAAGGUUGCUUUUGUUUGGCAAAGAAAAAUUAAAUAUUCAAAUUUUCCAUAUGUUUCUGGACCAAGAAAGUUUUUUUUUUUUAUGUUGAACAUUCCCCACUGAAAAUCUUAACUUAGAUUUUUGUUUUUCUAUUUUCUGUAAACUGUAUGUAAAGUGUCUAUAUUAUAAACAUGUAACUUAGUAACUGCUGUUAUUAUAAAUGUCUUGAAGACUAAUAAUUCA